Molecule: messenger RNA, 2798 nt
Organism: Aspergillus nidulans FGSC A4
Lineage: Eukaryota; Fungi; Ascomycota; Eurotiomycetes; Eurotiales; Aspergillaceae
Product: mitochondrial elongation factor MEF2
Exons: 1
Coding region: 1-2766 (921 amino acids)
Biological process (GO): ribosome disassembly; regulation of mitochondrial membrane potential; mitochondrial translation
Cellular component (GO): mitochondrion
Molecular function (GO): GTP binding; GTPase activity
Source: RefSeq, a predicted model, not a curated record
AUGGUCUCAGCUCUGCUUUUGCGCGCCCGCCAGAACGGCCGAGCUGCUCGAUGCCUCGACUACCCCAAGGUCAAGUGCUGGGCACUUGCGUCUUUACCUAAAUCGUCCCUCGAGAAGCCAGGAUUUUCUCAAGUACGGAGGUUCUCAGUUUUCCAUCCGCAAUCACAAGUGAACCUUGACCUGACUCGGAAUAUCGGUAUAAUAGCACACAUCGAUGCGGGCAAGACGACCACUACAGAGCGGAUGCUCUAUUAUAGUGGGCUCACAAGACGGAUAGGAGACGUGGAUGAAGGUUCCACAGUUACGGACUUCCUCCCUGCAGAACGCGCCCGGGGUAUCACUAUUCAAUCCGCUGCGAUCACCUUCCACUGGCCGCCUGCGGAGUGCGGCAAUGCUACUCGGCAAGACCCUCGAUCUCCAAGAUCUGCGUCAUCUCACAUGGUAAACCUGAUAGAUACGCCCGGUCACGCAGACUUCACAUUCGAGGUUCUGCGGUCAUUGCGCAUUCUCGAUGGCGCAGUGUGCAUCCUAGAUGGUGUGGCUGGUGUGGAGGCACAGACAGAGCAGGUUUGGCACCAAGCGAGUACAUACAACAUCCCUCGGAUUGUCUACGUCAACAAGAUGGAUAGAGAUGGUGCGGCCUUUGGGCGAACAGUACGGGAAGUUGCUUCCCGGCUCGGAGGAUGGCCCGCUGUUUGCCAGAUCCCGUGGUUUGAGGGAGGGGACGGAAGGUUCGUUGGUGUUGCCGACGCAAUCAAUCUACAAGGACUCCUAUGGAGUGGAGGAGACGGCAAAUCAGUUAAAAGGUUCAGUCUUUCCGAAUUGGAUGAGGCAGAGAGUCAGCUAGCGCAAGAACUCCGCCGCGCGCGGGUAGCCCUAGUCGAGUUGCUGAGUGAGCACGACGAGAUAAUUGUGGAAAAGUUCUUCGAGAACGAAGAGGAUCACCUAUCGGUUUCACCGGCAGAUAUUUUGGAUAGCCUACGCCGUUGCCUCUUAGAAGGAAACGGGAGGAAAAUCAUCCCCAUAUUUGCUGGUGCUAGUUUCCGCAACAUCGGCGUCCAACCGCUGCUUGACAGUGUCGUCGAUCUCCUCCCUAGUCCCCAGGAAACGCCAGACCCGGAAGUUGCUAUUGGGGGAGUCAAAGGAAGUCUGAGACGCUUGCUCUCUGGGGAUCUACUCGUGGAGCAAAAGGAGAAAGCGGCGCCCAAGGGCAAACAGAAAAAAAAGGCCGCUGUAGUAGCUGACAGUCGCAACGCUAUCAAGCAGUUGCACGGUUGCGGGCUGGCGUUCAAAGUGGUCAAUGACGCGAAACGUGGAGUCCUCGUAUAUGUUCGUGUCUACUCCGGGUCCUUGGACCGCGGUAGUCUAUUAUAUAAUACCAACUUGAAUGUUUCGGAGCGCGCACCUCGCCUCCUCAAAAUGUACGCCAACGAUGCGGUUGAAGUUGAUUCGAUCAGUGAAGGACAAAUUGGGGUUGUGGUCGGCCUCAAGCACGCCCGUACUGGCGAUACACUUGUUGCUUGCACUACCAACAAGGCGACUCCACCUGAACCUCUGGAUACCCUCCAACUACGCCCAAUUGACGUACCGCCACCAGUGUUCUUCGCAAGCGUCGAACCUCACAGCCUAGCUGAGGAGAAACGGAUGCACGAGUCGUUAGCUUUGCUUUUACGUGAAGACCCUAGCCUUCAUGUAAGCAUUGACGAGGACUCCGGACAAACGCUAUUAAGCGGAAUGGGAGAGCUUCACCUAGAGAUUGCCCGUGAUAGACUCAUCAACGACCUCAAAGCCAAGGCAACCAUGGGUCCUAUUGAAAUUGGAUACCGCGAAUGCCCACUCGGAGCAUCGGGCCCUGUCACCAAGAUCUUCGACAGAGAGAUUGCAGGCCGCAAGGGCAAAGCCGGCUGCACUGCAGAGAUAGAGCCCUUCGACCCAGAAACAUCUCCUGCCCCAGACCCAGCAGCCCUCUCGGUCGAAAUUGCAAACGGGAACCAAAUCGUCAUCCUUGCCCCAGAACUACAGAUCGAAACCAACAAAAAGGGUCUCGAAGAAAGCCCCAUUCUCCCGCCUGGUCUAGAUGUCGAUGCUGUCCGCUCAGCCCUCUCAAAUGGUUGUCUCGCAGCCCUCGCCCGCGGUCCUCAAUUCACCUUUCCCAUGCACAGCACUCGCGUGACCCUCACCCUAAGUCCAACAGCCCAUAUAUUCGGGAACGAGACUACAUCUGCAUCUCUCUCCGCCGCCACUCGCCUUGCAACCUCUACAGCGCUCUCUAACCUCAUCUCAAACCCCGCCUCGGCAUCUGCUACACCUGGAACAUGCCUCAUGGAACCCCUCAUGAACGUGAUCAUCAGCGUUGAUGAAGCCAGCCUCGGCGCCGUCGUUCACGACAUCUCCUCCUCCCGGGGCGGGCACAUCGUCUCCCUAGACGAAGACGUCCCCAUUGCAUCAACUGACCUCUCUAUACCCAAUACCGAAACCCCUGAUCCCGAGCUCGACCUCCCUCCUAUCGACCCUGCCAAGGUAUAUGCGCCCCCUGACCCCUUUCAAUCUUCCACCGUUGUUGGUGGGUCGAUGGCCUCCGACGCUAGGAAUCGACCGCGCACAAUCACAGCUAAAGUCCCGCUGAAGGAGAUGGUGGGUUACCUUAAGCACCUGAGGAGCUUGAGUGCAGGACGGGGUACUUUUGUUAUGAGCGUCGAUCGGUUCGAAAAAAUGAGUCCGCCUAGGCAGAAAGCUGUGCUGACGGAGUUGAGGGGUGUUUACUAGAGUAGAUUUGUAUAAUUGUGUAGUAUAAAUUU